This is a messenger RNA of Coregonus clupeaformis (lake whitefish), 2741 nucleotides long. Its product is annotated as nectin-3-like. Bases 252 to 1400 code for a protein of 382 amino acids. The record is from RefSeq and is a predicted model, not a curated record. Gene Ontology annotation, cellular component: adherens junction. Lineage: Eukaryota; Metazoa; Chordata; Actinopteri; Salmoniformes; Salmonidae. The transcript is spliced from 10 exons. Gene Ontology annotation, biological process: homophilic cell-cell adhesion; heterophilic cell-cell adhesion.
GGUGAUAUGGGCUUUCAAAGAGGUAGCACACAGCCUAUGAAACGGCAGGAGUCUGUGAGUGGGGUGGAGAUUAGACAGUCUCGUCCAUAAUCCACCCAAUUGUGCAAUAGCUGCUGUGGCUUACUGAAAAACGUUUUCCCUACAGGUGCAGCAGGACGUUUGUCUGUCAGCACAAACAGCAAAAAACAAAUGUCUCUACGCUAGUUCAGCAGAGGAACUAACAUUCAUCAAAGCAAUGAGAGGAGCAAAGCAUGUUACGGAAGCUGUGCUGUGUGAUUCUACUCAUCAUCCAGAGGGAUACAGAAAGUAUACGGGUGAUUGGUGGAUGUAGGACUGUGGUACAGGGGGAGGAUGUGGACUUAUCCUGCAGACUGAUAGAGACAACCGAGGACCUCGAACAGAUAACAUGGCAGAAAAGUACUUUGGAAGAAACACAGAACCAUAAUUUUCUGCUGAUUAAUCCCAAUGGGGUUACGAACUUUAUUGCACCAAAUGGAUUGAAAGGUAGAGUCCAGUUUAUUGGGAACCCAUCAGAAAACCUUGGAUCUAUUCGAAUAACAGCUGUCAGACUGUUGGAUGAAGGCACCUUCACAUGUAUCUUCACUAUUUUCCCCAGUGGAGCAUACAAUAUAGAGAUUCCUCUGACUGUGCUUGUUCCUCCAGUGGUGAGGGUGACAGUUGAUGUUCCUCCUGUCAUUGGGGAGAAUGAGGUUGUCUUGGCAACCUGUGUGGCUGCUGGUGCCAAGCCACAGGCAGAAGUGAAGUGGAUUUCAGGUACAUUCGGCAGUUUGUUGAGGACAAUGACAAACUCCACCCAGCACGCCAAUGGAACUACCACAGUACUCAGCCACCUGCUCGGGGUGCCAACCAGAGCAGCCAAUCAGCAGCAGGUCCAGUGUGUGGUCAACCAGUCUGCCCUGGCAACAGAAAGGAGCUACAACUACACCAUAAACAUCCACUAUCCACCUCAGUCAGUGAACAUCACCCUUAGUGAGGCCUCUAAAGCCACAGUCUUCCUAUGUGUAGCAGAUGGCAACCCACAACCCAACUACACCUGGAGCAGAGUGGUCCAGCCAUGGCCUGUGUCUUCAGUGAGAGCAGAGGGAGACAUACUGCACCUCCUCAGUCUCAGCUCUGAGCUGAAUGGUCUCUAUGUCUGUGAGGCCUCCAACCCCUACGGACGAGCAACUGGCUCCCUCUAUGUACACACAUCCUCUGAGACCUCUGCUGCCUGUUGGGUUCUACUCAUUGUCAUUCUAUGUCUGAUUGUUACUGCGGCUGCACUCGUAUGGUACUGGAGGAAAUACGGACAGUGUCCUUGGAAUUCAAUCAUGGCCAAUCACCAGUUCCAGGCACCCCCACAGGAUGAGGAAGAUGAACCUGGGACGUCUGGGUUCUAACACUCCAAACCAGGAAGGCAGAUAAGGACGAAGUAUCAUGAUGAAGACCCAUUGAGGCCAGAAAAGGGAGACCUGGCCAAGAAGGAUUAGCAGUAAAUACAAAAAAAACACAUUGAAUUCAACAGUACAGUGCAUAUACAGCAACAACAUGACUCCCUGACAUGACUCUGUUCCCCGGAGAUGGGGGGGGUUUCCCUUUGGGAUGUGUAACCAGUGACAGAGGGGUGAUACAGAGAGAUUGAUGAAAAACCAAACAUAAAACAGUAAAAAUAACUAACAAGAGAAAGAGAUAUCAGAGAACAGACAUUGAAGCUCUCUUCUUUUCCUCAAAGAAGUCACUGUUUACCAGCCUCCGCCCUCUACACCAGAUUCAGAACUGAAUGCUAGUAACUAUGCCUCCGGCCAGGUUCCCAACUUGAGAAUUAUGCUGUUACUCUGAGAACUGAACCCAUGUAAUCUAAUAUGGACUAGUGGCUGUGAUGGAAAGUCCCGUGACGUCAUCCCUUUGGUAACGGCAGAGAUCAGUAGAGCAUGGGAAUGCCUCUAACUCAUUCACAUGGCUUUAUGGCUGUGAAGCGUUCAGCUGUGUCCCUCUGCUCACUACUUUCUUAGUACACAAAGGAGAGAGAAGGCAAGAGCAGUUGUACUGCUGUGAAUACUGUAAAUAAUGGUAACAGUUUAUGUUUUAUUGAAUGGUGAUCUAUUUACCAAGUGCAGGAAAUGUAGUUGUCCUUUACUCAUGCUGUUAUUGAUAAUAGACAUGUUACUAUGUAGAUCUAGUUACUUACACCCAGCUACCAGGCCUUCUUAUUGCUUUAUGUCUAUUUCAUGGCCUGGACACACAUCAACUGGGUGGAUACAUUAUUUGAAUAGUCUUCUGAAUAGAAAAAUAAAGCAGGGACACUGCUAUCUAGAAACAACUGAGAUAUAUUGCAUUUGAUCCAUAAAUAAAAUCCCAUGGGCUUGUUGUUUUUCAGUAAACAAGCCUUAGCUUUCCAUCUUCCCUGGAAAUCCUAGCCCACAACAGGCUCGACAGCCAUUAACCCUGAGCACCACAUUCUGCCUAUAUAGUACAGAGGUGUAUCUGUUGCUCAUGCUCUGGUACAAAUGACGUCCAUAUAUUUCCAUCAACUCAGCACUGUUGUUAUCAGGUGGUCAAUGCCUGAAAUAGAAGUGCUGUGCAUUCUCUCACCCACACCUCCACCCCUCAGUCGCCCUCUCUGUUCUCCUCCUGUUUACUCUGCCUCCUUUUCUCUCAGUGUUGUGGGUCCAUGUUGACAGUGUUGUUCAGCAUCCGUUGCUAGACAGUUUUCAUCAAUCAACUCCUCUGUGCAUUCCUGC